Messenger RNA from Fusarium sp. VM40, 1728 nucleotides. Lineage: Eukaryota; Fungi; Ascomycota; Sordariomycetes; Hypocreales; Nectriaceae. The record is from the annotation of a GenBank genome assembly.
AUGAAUCUAAGGAAAGCAAAGAUCGCUACCACCAACGAUCCCAAUGCCUUCCCCACGAGGCAACUUCUAAUUCUCGCAAUAUGUCGCUUUUCAGAGCCCAUUGCCUUCAACUCCAUCCUGGCCUACACUUUUGUCAUGGUCAAGGAUUUGGGUAUUGAUGAAAAAGAUGCUUCACUCUAUGCGGGCCUGCUCGUCUCGGCGUACGCUGUCGCCGAGGCCCUGACCUCGAUGGGAUGGGGUGUUCUGUCGGACCGCAUCGGGCGAAAGCCUGUUGUUUUGUUGGGACUUGUGGGCGUGGCCCUCUCGAGUCUGAUUUUUGGUCUGGCCAAGAGUUAUUGGGUUGCCCUGCUGGCAAGGUUUGUGGGUGGCGCGCUCAAUGGAAACGUGUCGGUCAUGCAGACCAUGGUCGCCGAGAUGGUGAAAUUGCCCGAGCAUGAGCCCAAGGCUUAUGCUGUACAGCCUUUUGUGUGGACGCUGGGCGGUAUUAUUGGCUCUGCUAUGGGAGGUUUCCUCGCUCAGCCUGCGGUAUUCUACCCCUCAGUGUUUUCGGAAGAUGGUCUGUUUGGAAGAUAUCCUUAUCUGCUCCCCAAUCUUGUUUCAGUGGCCGUGGUUGUCAUUGCCGUUAUUCAAGGUCUCUUCCUCUUGGAGGAGACCCUCGUGAAGCCCGGCGAUGAGGUACAGAACGGUACUCUCAACUACCAGGAUAUUCCCGUGGUCGACGACUUGGAAUCCAUCGACGAGAGAACUCCUCUCCACCGAUCGCAAAUGCGCAGUUCAAUCUCUCACAGCUCCGUUUCUCGCAGUCGAAGACAUAUGUCUCCUUCCACCAGCCGAUCACGACCGCGCUUCGCCGAGUCCAGUCUGGGAAUGGCUGUUGAGCACGACUUUAUCGACCUUCGACGAUCCUCUUUCGGAACAGUUCACUCUAUCCUACUACCUGAUGAUCUUCUGACUCCCCCGAACGAGGAGCAGGAGAACGAAGGCUCCGAGUCUGGCGAGAAGACUUUCAACUGGACAGUUAUGAUGCUCAUUGUCGCACUGCUCAUUUUCUCGUACCAUCAAAUGGCUGCAAGCAGUCUUCUCGCCACCUAUCUUCUCGAUGAGCCCUCUCAUGUACACGGACACCUUGAUUGGACUGGUGGACUUGGAUACACCGUGCACGACGUCGGAGUGUACCUGGCGGUCAACGGUGUUCUGGGUCUGUUCAUCCAAGCCGUCAUCUUCCCUAUCUUUGUUGCCCGCGUUGGCGUGUGGCACUCCUUCCUCAGCAUGGUUAUCCUUUACCCCGUGUCGUACAUGCUCAUGCCAUUCCUCUCCGCCUUUGCCGAGCCAUGGAUUUCUGUUGGUAUCUACGUCUCUCUUCUCAUGCAGAGUUUCUGUGGUUUGAUCGUGGCACCCGUUACUUUGAUUCUCAUCAAAGACGCCACACCUUCAUCUCGUGUACUUGGCAGAGUUAACGGACUGGCUAUGUCUGGUGCGUGUCUCGCACGUACCGCUGCCCCUCCUCUGGUCGGAGUAUUCUACGCUCUUGCAGGUUCAGCGACAGCAUGGGCUAGUUGCGUUGCUGUUGCACUUAUCGGAGCGUUCCAGCUUGUCUGGGUUCCUCGCCAGACCAUCACCAGGGACGAUAUCGUGGUCGACAAUGCUCUCACCAAGUCGGCGACUACCGAAUCUGGCCGCGGUCGUCGUGGCCGAAACUCAGUUUCUUCAGCGACUCAUGGCUACUGA